This is a messenger RNA of Leopardus geoffroyi (Geoffroy's cat), 3914 nucleotides long. RefSeq names its product SEL1L2 adaptor subunit of ERAD E3 ligase (gene SEL1L2). Lineage: Eukaryota; Metazoa; Chordata; Mammalia; Carnivora; Felidae. Gene Ontology annotation, cellular component: endoplasmic reticulum membrane. The record is from RefSeq and is a predicted model, not a curated record. Gene Ontology annotation, biological process: ERAD pathway. Bases 482 to 2515 code for a protein of 677 amino acids. The transcript is spliced from 19 exons. Gene Ontology annotation, molecular function: protein binding.
CAUAUGCUUCCCGUGCACCAUCGCCUUCAGAUGUUAGAGUAAAGGAUGAUGUUAGGUCAGCUCACGUACUUAAUUGUGUUUUCAUAUAAGUGCAGCUUGCAACACUGAAGGUAACAUAAAAAUAAACACUUCUAGCAGUUCUGAAAAUUACUUGAAUGUUAUUGUAGACAUGUACAAAUUGGACUUCUGGUUUAUUCCUUUCCUUUCAGAGAGCAACUCUUACAUAUCUUAAACAUACUCCUUAUCUCCCUCCCACCACACUAGCAGACUAGAUAUGGUUCCCUCCCCGUAGCCUGCUCUCUCCAGUAGCUGCCUUCAUUCCAGUUGAAAGGAACUUUCUGGCAGCUCAUUGGCCCAAGAAUAAGGAAAUGGUUGCUUAGCAACCAAAUCCUGACCCCUGCAAACCUGUAAAGAGGAAACUUGUGGGCCAGCCACCUAGUUCUGCCUGUGUUAUAAGUAAGAAGGAACUGCUUAUGAGAAGAUGAAGCCCCUGUCCCUGUUAAUAGAGAUAUUGAUCAUUCUUGGGGUCAUGAUUAAAAAUAUCGAAGCAGAAAAGCAUAAUGAAAAUCAAAAGGAAAGAAAUGUCACCACACAGGUAUCAGUUAAUGAAGUCAAGCGAUUUUUAUCACAUAUAUUGGAACGAAGAAAAUUGAUUAAAGUAAUCUAUCAAAGAGAAAAUGCCUUAGGAAAAAAGAAGAUUCAACGUAAAUUAAGAAUAAGAGGAAUUCAAAAUAAAGAUCUCUCAAAAAGAAAUAAAAAUCAUUUAAGAAAGCAAGCAAAGAAAAAUUUCACAGAUGAAGGAGACCAGCUGUUUAAGAUGGGCAUCAAGAUUCUCCAGCAGUCUAAAAGCCAAAAACAAAAAGCAGAAGCCUAUGUAUUCUUUGCCAAAGCAGCUAACAUGGGAAACUUGAAAGCUAUGGAGAAAAUGGCCGAUGCUUUGCUAUUUGGAAAUUUUGGUAUGCAAAACAUAACAGCAGCUAUCCAAUUAUAUGAGUCCUUGGCUAAAGAAGGAUCAUAUAAAGCCCAAAACGCAUUAGGAUUUUUGUCUUCUUAUGGAAUAGGAAUGGAAUACAAUCAAGCCAAGGCACUGAUAUAUUAUACCUUUGGAAGUGCUGGAGGAAGCAUGAUGUCCCAAAUGAUUUUGGGGUACAGAUAUUUGUCAGGAAUCAAUGUUCUACAGAAUUGUGAAGUUGCCCUAAAUCAUUACAAGAAGGUAGCAGAUUACAUUGCUGACAAAUUGGAAAAAAGUGAAAGUAUUCCAGUGGAAAAAGUGAGACUGACUGAGAGACCUGAAAAUCUGAGUUCUAACAGUGAGAUUUUAGAUUGGGACAUAUACCAAUACUAUAAAUUUUUGGCAGAAAGAGGAGAUGUUCAGAUACAGGUUUCUCUUGGACAAUUACAUCUAAUUGGGAGGAAAGGUCUGGAUCAGGAUUAUUAUAAAGCAUUAUACUACUUCUUAAAGGCAGCAAAGGCUGGGAGUGCAAAUGCCAUGGCAUUUAUAGGAAAGAUGUAUUUAGAGGGGAACGCUGCAGCCCCACAAAAUAACGCAACUGCCUUCAAAUACUUUUCCAUGGCAGCCAGUAAGGGCAAUGCAAUUGGUCUUCAUGGGCUCGGUCUUCUUUACUUUUAUGGGAAAGGAGUUCCUGUGAAUUAUGCUGAAGCACUUAAAUACUUUCAGAAAGCUGCAGAGAAAGGAUGGCCCAACGCACAGUUUCAGUUAGGCUUCAUGUACUACUCUGGCUCUGGAGUAUGGAAGGAUUAUAAACUUGCCUUCAAAUAUUUUUACUUGGCAUCUCAGAGUGGGCAGCCCCUCGCCAUUUAUUAUCUGGCCGAGAUGUACGCAACAGGAACAGGAGUGUUAAGAUCGUGCAGAACUGCUGUGGAGCUUUAUAAAGGUGUCUGUGAACUAGGCCACUGGGCUGAGAAAUUCCUGACAGCAUACUUUGCCUAUAAGGAUGGUGAUAUAGAUUCUUCUCUUGUUCAGUAUGCACUGCUUGCAGAAAUGGGGUAUGAAGUAGCUCAAAGCAAUUCAGCAUUCAUUUUGGAAUCUAAAAAGGUUAAAAUUCUUGAAAAAGAGAAGAUGUAUCCAAUGGCACUUCUCCUAUGGAAUCGAGCUGCCAUUCAAGGCAAUGCAUUCGCUAGAGUAAAAAUUGGAGAUUACCAUUACUAUGGCUACGGGACUAAGAAGGACUAUCAAAUAGCAGCCACACAUUACAGCAUUGCAGCCGACAAAUACCACAGCGCUCAAGCCAUGUUUAAUCUGGCCUAUAUGUAUGAACAUGGCUUAGGUAUCACAAAGCCUGGGGGCAAGGAUGACACAGGGUCAACUGUGCACCAGAGAGGACACUGCCUACCAGAGCCCAGAUGGCCCACUGUAUCAGAAGGUCUGGUUUUCUUCCUUGGAGUCACCGCUAGCCUCUCUCCCAGUCACUUUCUUCACUAUGUCAAGCAGCAGCUGUCAAGACAUACAUUUCAUACAUUUAGAAGAAACUUUGUAAUUUGUCUCUGGACAUAGUUCUGUUCCUUCCUAUCCAGGUCCUGUUAAAUCACAGGUAGUUUGUUCAUUUUGAUCCUUUCUCACAGUCACAGGUGUAUUUUUUCCUACAGAAAGUCUCUACACAUAAAAAAUUGUAAACAAAAAAUAAGAAGCAGAGCUGAACUUAGAUCCGGACAGAGGAAUUUUAGGUUUAGUUGGUGAGGAGCCAUUUCUCUUUUGUCUUUAUUAAUUUCUUCUGUUUUGCAAUUCAAAAAAUAAUAACCAAGUACCCAGGGGCAAACUUUAUUAAUCUUGCCAUCUCAUAGUCAAAUUAACAAGGAGAUACCACCUUUUCUAAUCCUUAAAAUAAAUAUUCUGAUAAUUAAAAAGCUGAAGCUUGUUCGGGCGAUGGUUAAUGAAAGCAAAGCAAUUAGAACAGACUUUCACAGCAUUUAAGUCAUCAAGUAAUUAAGCAUUUCUUCAGCAGGGCACUUCACAAUCCUCUUUAUUAGUUAGUCCUCAUGCAAACCAGCAGGAAAGAUAAGUAUAAUAUCAUUACCAGGAUUUCUCUGAGAACCGAAAAAGGGUUUGUAAACCAAAACUCUCUGGGAGAAGGAAGUGAGGUAUAAAUCAACCUGUGGUAAAUCAGUAUAAAAAUAUGGGUCAUUGUUGUCCUCAUCUGUCUUUAGGAAAGGGCAUCGGGACUGGGUGAUGUAGGUGACUUAAUCCUAAUAGCUUCACUGAGAAGCAUCUCAUUACCCAAUUUAUGACUUCGAAUUAAGCUCAGUGAGCUCCUUGACUUAAACUGUGGGCCAAGACUGGCUGCACCAUUGUUGUGGGAAUAUAAAAUAAUGCCUGAGGAAGAACUAGGAGAGGACCUGAACUAAUUUAGAAAUACAAGCACUCAGCUCACAAGUUGUUAUGCAACUAUGUCUCAAUUUACGCUUGAUUCAGAAGUACUUCAGAAAUUUAACCAUGAACAAAAUGAUUUGCCCAUCCCCUCCUGCCCAUUCCUUCUGUCUGUAUCCUGGUUCAGGCCAGCAUUUCUGUUCAUUCAGGCUUGUUAUAAAGUCUUCUCUGUCGUCUUCCAUUCUACUGUUCUUCCUUUAAAUCUGCUCAGAGAAAACUGUGUCUGCCAAAGAUAUAUUAUCUCCAAUUCACGGGGAGGACUUGUUGCUGACAUGUGUCUUCUAGUCAGAGACUACAUUUCCCAGCUCCCUUUCAUCCUUGUGACUAGUUCUUACCAAUGGGACAGAAAUAAAAAUGAAGGGUGUCAUUUCUGGGCUAAGGCGGCUAAGAAGUAGAUGGAGCUUCUCCUUAGUCUCUUUCCCCUUCCAUUUGUUAGAUGCAGAACUUAUAGAGGCUCUAAGGGAUGGCAGAAUCACAUAGUAGAAGGAGGGUGGGCCUCUCAGUUACCAACCAGGAAUACCCCUGUUGG